CACACGAUGUGUCCCUCCGCGCGCAGCACGGGGACUUUUCGGUGGGGAUUUUGGGCGCCGACCAGACGCGGCAUUUUCGGAAAAUAGCGCCCUGUGCAGCUGAAGCGCUUUGUGUGUAGCGGGGCCGCGUCAGCCCGGCCGGGUACGAAGCGCCUCGGGUCCCCGCACCACCUCCUGCUGCUCCCCCGUCGCCGCUCCCGAAGCUUUUCCAGAUGUCCCUGGUAGAUUUGGGAAAGAAGCUUUUAGAAGCGGCACGAGCAGGUCAAGAUGAUGAAGUUCGUAUUUUGAUGGCAAAUGGAGCUCCUUUUACUACAGACUGGCUGGGAACUUCUCCCCUUCACCUGGCAGCACAGUACGGGCAUUAUUCUACCACAGAAGUACUACUUCGAGCUGGUGUAAGUAGGGAUGCCAGAACCAAAGUGGACCGAACGCCACUGCAUAUGGCAGCUUCCGAGGGCCAUGCCAGCAUAGUAGAGGUUUUGCUUCAGCAUGGUGCUGAUGUCAAUGCAAAGGACAUGUUAAAGAUGACAGCUCUACAUUGGGCCACCGAACACAAUCAUCAAGAUGUGGUGGAGCUUUUAAUCAAAUAUGGUGCUGAUGUACACACACAAAGUAAAUUUUGUAAAACUGCAUUUGAUAUUUCAAUAGACAAUGGGAAUGAAGAUUUAGCAGAACUAUUACAGAUUGCUAUGCAGAACCAAAUCAACACAAACCCAGAGAGUCCCGACACUGUGACGAUACAUGCUGCAACACCACAGUUUAUCAUUGGACCUGGAGGGGUGGUGAACCUAACAGAUGAAACGGGUGUGUCUGCUGUUCAGUUUGGAAACUCCUCUACGUCAGUAUUAGCUACAUUAGCUGCCUUAGCUGAAGCAUCUGCUCCCUUGUCCAAUUCUUCAGAAACUCCAGUAGUGGCUACAGAGGAAGUAGUUACUGCAGAAUCUGUGGAUGGUGCAAUUCAGCAAGUAGUUAGUUCAGGGGGUCAGCAAGUCAUCACAAUAGUUACAGAUGGAAUUCAGCUUGGAAAUUUGCACUCCAUUCCAACCAGUGGAAUAGGUCAGCCCAUCAUUGUGACCAUGCCAGAUGGACAACAAGUAUUAACAGUACCAGCAACCGAUAUUGCUGAAGAAACUGUUAUAAGUGAAGAACCACCGGCUAAGAGACAAUGUAUCGAAAUAAUUGAAAACCGGGUGGAAUCUGCAGAAAUAGAAGAGAGAGAAGCUCUUCAGAAACAGCUGGAUGAAGCAAACCGAGAAGCACAAAAAUACCGGCAGCAGCUUCUAAAGAAAGAACAGGAAGCAGAAGCAUACCGACAGAAAUUAGAAGCUAUGACUCGUCUUCAGACUAAUAAAGAGGCUGUUUAAUUGAAAUGGACAUGUUGUUUGAAUGUACGUUUGGUGAAGAAAGAAUACAAUCUUGAACUGUACACAUUAAGGUGCAGUCAUAGGAAGACAGAAUGAUAGAAGAGACUACAGAUUGAUAAUUGGACUUAAGCCAUGCGGUCUGAAUUCUUGUAACAUAAAACUUUCGAAGUUGUCAAAUGUAUUUAAAAUUGAAUUUUGUAAAUAGUUUUUGUUGUUUUUUUUUUACAGUUCUAAAUGAGUUGAUAAAGAUUGUUGAAGAGAUCCAAAAACACAAUAAGCCACUGUUUUUGUGAAUUCUUUUUGAUUUUAGUAUGAACCUAAUUUCUCAGAAAACAGACAGUUUUAAGGGUGAUCGUUGUUUAGACCAAAUGUUGUGUAAUAAUUAUGUGGUGGACUGAUGCUGGAAUUACUCUUGUAGGUAUAAACUUCUAUAUGAAGAGAAGAUUUCUCCUGGGAAAUCUUUGUACAGCUUUAAGUUGUCUCAGAUUCUCUGAAAACAUUUUUUAGAAAACAAAUUUUUAUAUUUGUUCAACUUCAGCUAUAUACCCAAGUAGAUUUACAUGUAUAUGAAGCAAAUAUUUUUUAAACUUUGUGUUUGUACAUAUCCUGCAUGUUUUAUAAUUUCAAAAUGCAUCACUUGCAUAGGUGUUUUUCCCACAAAGAUGAUGAAAGUUACUAGGGAAAAUGUAACACCUUUUAUUCUGUAGGUCAUCUUAGCUAAGUAAACUAGCAGCUGGUUUUAUUGACAUGAUAGUGUUCUUGGAAGGAGCAGCUUACAAGAUAACUUGAAUUUGCAAACUACAAAAUCUAUGCUUUUUUUUGAAAAUUUCAUAGUGGGGACGUGAAACUGUAUUCUGUGCCUUCCAUCAUGAUUUCCACAUGAAAGCACUUUAAGACAGUACAUUUUAAGAUAAUGUUUUUUGAAAACUCAGAGCAUAUGGGUUUCUGAAAUAUUUCAUGGACUCAUUCCCCGCCCUCCCCCAGGAAAUUAUUCUUAUGGAAAAAAAUGCUUUUGUAUGUAGAACAAGAACUUUUUGUACUACAGUGAUGCUAUAGAUAUGUCUACCAUAACUUCUGCCUUCCCCCGUGAAAGCUGUGUGUCUGUGCUGUCACUUGCUCUCAUCACAAUGUUGUUGAAUUCCACAAUGUAUGAACAUUACACUCUGACAUGCUCUUCAUUCUUCUUUGUAAAAUGUAACUUCAGACCUUUUUUUUUUUUUUUUUGCUUUAUUUCUUGCAUUAAUAUUUUAUUGCUUUAUGAAAAUGUUUAACCCUAAGGCCCUCCUAGAUUAUCUAUACUGUAUAAAGAAGCAGUUACCCUUAAAACUACUCUGGCCUACUUUUCUAUUUUACAAUUAAAUAUCUUUUCCACAUA
This is a messenger RNA of Molossus molossus (Pallas's mastiff bat), 2739 nucleotides long. It is a transcript of the gene GABPB1, whose product is annotated as GA binding protein transcription factor subunit beta 1. The record is from RefSeq and is a predicted model, not a curated record. Gene Ontology annotation, molecular function: transcription cis-regulatory region binding; protein binding. Lineage: Eukaryota; Metazoa; Chordata; Mammalia; Chiroptera; Molossidae. The transcript has 9 exons. Gene Ontology annotation, biological process: positive regulation of transcription by RNA polymerase II. Gene Ontology annotation, cellular component: nucleus. The coding region runs from base 213 to 1364 and encodes 383 amino acids.